AUGGCAGUUUACUCAUCGUUUUCAGAAGUCGUUAUUUAUCCGUUUUCAGUAUUCGUAUCUGUUUUAGGGUAUACUCGGAACGGAUUUAUUUCUCCUGGAGCAAAUUCCGAUGAUGAAUAUGACGUCGGAUUUAAAGAUGAUGCGUUGGAAGCCGAUUUUGCUAUUCUUUUGAAAAGAACUCGUGGAUUCGAGAUAAAAGUGGUUCGAGGAGAUGGAUCGUGCAUGUUUCGAGCAGUAGCCGAUCAAAUUUAUGCAGAUGAAGGUAUGCAUGAUGAAGUAAGGCGAUUAUGUAUGGAUUACAUGGAGAGGAAUAGAGAUCAUUUUGCUCCCUUUGUUACGGAGAAUUUUUCGCGUUAUAUUGCUCGUAAACGACAACCCGGUCAAUAUGGUAAUCAUGUCGAACUGCAGGCUAUCUCGGAAAUGUUUGGACGCCCUAUUGAGAUUUACGAGUAUAGCGAAAAUCCAAGGAACGUCUUCUAUCCAACAAUCAAUUCCCUUGAAAUGCACGCGCCUAUUCGUCUUAGCUACCACGGUUCAUCGCAUUAUAAUUCCGUAAUUGAUCCUUUUACGCCUAUGGUUGGGAUUGGUUUGGGACUACCUAAUUGUAUCUCGAGUGGAAUGGAUAAUCUUCAUCAGGCAAUAAAAGAAAGUGAGAAGCUAAGUGUGGAGCAGGCUAUACUCCAAAGUCAGCUAGCCUUGACGGAUAUUGAAAGAACCGAAAAGGAAAUCAAUGAGCAGGUUGCCCACGAAUCGUAUAUGGAUUACUUGAAGAUGAUUAUGGGCGGCAGGGGCACUUCUAACUUGGAUUCUAAUUAUCACCAAACUGAGGUUUCUGAUUGGAUGCAUGAAUUAGGAGCGGAAGACGAUGAUGUUACGGAAAUCGAAAACCGCUUAAAGAAGAAGUCGACCCUCUAUGAUGAACUACUGGCAAUCGAACGUGAGUAUUUAAGCAUUAACGUCUUUUGA
Angiostrongylus costaricensis is the source of this 966-nucleotide messenger RNA. The record is from the annotation of a GenBank genome assembly. Lineage: Eukaryota; Metazoa; Nematoda; Chromadorea; Rhabditida; Metastrongylidae.